This is a messenger RNA of Camelina sativa (false flax), 1020 nucleotides long. RefSeq lists its product as uncharacterized. NCBI's taxonomy places the organism in Eukaryota, Viridiplantae, Streptophyta, Magnoliopsida, Brassicales, Brassicaceae. The record is from RefSeq and is a predicted model, not a curated record.
AUUGUCGUCUCAUAAAAACGGCACGCUGUUGAGUUACGUUUGCCGGAAACGUCAACUUGCGCUCUCCUUCCUUCUCCUCGGCGGAUGAAUUAACUAACAAAAACAAGUUGUUGAUGCGUUUGUAGAUUUCUCGGAGAUUCAUUCAAGAUACAAGUAAGCUAGUUGAUCGCAGGCAGGGGGUGAGUGAAGCAAACGAAAUGGGAGCAUCAGAUUCAACUCUGCAGGGAAAUGGAAGUGGAGAUGUGAUAACGACCAUAUCGCAUCGAUCAGAAGUAGUCGAUCCCAUUCUCGAGAAUCUUAAAUCCCUCUCAGUUAGUAGGCCAAUAUUGAAGUCGCCUCCCACGGAAAGUAGCUUAACGGACAUCUUAGUUAGAAAAGCUCUAUCUAGUUCAUCUUCCAAUACGGUGGAUCCUCAAAUACUUGUAGAGCUCUUCUCCAUUUACCGAGAAUGGCAAGAGUCCAAAGCUCAACAAAUCACCAAUACACAGGAAGAUAUAGAAAACAAGAUCGAAGUGGCAGAUGCUUUGGCGACUAAACUUUUACAGAGGUUCAACCACUCUGUUUCUGCUAUGAGGACAACUUCCCAGCAUUUAUCUCAAGUUCAUGGUUUGCAGGUGGAGCUCGGGGAGCUUAAAGGAAGGUUAACUGAGGUGAUCAACAACUGCGAUACAUUAUGUAAGAGAAUUAAUUCUGAGGGUCCUGAAUCUCUAAGGUCCACUGUCACCCCUUUUUCUCUUGCAUCCCCUGAUUCGGUCAGUAUAAACACUACUACCCUCUCUUCUAAACAAGAUCCAUAAGAGUAAGUAAAUACUCUUUAACAAUUAGUUAGAUUGGUGAAUCGGAAUACGUCUAGUUAUAUACUAUAUUUUACUCAUCUCAUUUGAGUUUUGCAUAGAUGUAUGAUGAUGUCUUUUUUACGUUGGUUUAUUUUCUGAGUUGUGUAAUCUCGCUGGUGAACAGUAGGAACCCAUUGUAGGUUGUGAUAAAGGGAAAAUUCAUAUGUAAUAAAUAUUUUCUGUU